ACACGUGUAGCUGCGGACACGUGACGCGUUCACCUGUGCCCAACCUGUUUAUCUCUGCUGCUGCUCUGAUGAUACACCGCUCAAGGAUACAUUAAAAUCCGCCUCGUUUACACUGAAACUUUGAUUGUUUUUAACUGGAUUCACAGAGUAAACGCUUCAGGCUAUACCGCUUUAUUAUACCGGUUUUUAUUUAUAUUUUAUCAGCUACAGGUUUUGUGAGUUUUUACUUGCCGACGGUGGACUUCGACCUCGGUCAGGCACCUGCUUCAAACAAGGAAGUCCAGUCCGGUUGAACCCGUCGUUGAUUCACAGUCGACGGGCUGUUUGUAAAUGGCAGUAAAUGAGGUCGGUUGUCUCUUCUGAAAGGUGGUUUUGUUCUCCAUGUUGAUCCUCUAACGUGGACAGUAACCUGCCAUCUCACCUGGAUAAAGCUGCUUCCUGGGACAAGAUGAACAUUACUUUUCAAGACAUGGACUCAUCAGCUGAAAAUACUUCCAUUGUUCACCUGGCUGCACCGAUUCUCCCAGACAAGUCACACAUCUCCAAUAUGACCAUUAUUCAAACCAGCAACGGGACAAUCAUAGAAGACCAGAUGUUUUUAAACACACUGGCUGCUCAGGCCCUCUCAGGGAUAUUUGUCUUUUCCGCCUUGCUCCUCACAUGCCACCAGAUCUAUACACACCUUCGAUCCUACACAGUCCCCAAUGAGCAGCGCUACAUCAUCCGCAUCCUGUUUAUCGUGCCAGUUUAUUCCUUUGAUUCUUGGCUCAGCCUGCUCUUUAUCAGCAACGACCAGUACUACGUCUACUUUGGUUCUGUUCGAGACUGCUACGAAGCAUUUGUCAUUUACAAUUUCCUGAGCCUGUCCUUUGAGUAUCUGGGAGGAGAGAGUGCAAUCAUGUCAGAGAUCCGAGGGAAGCCCGUACAGUCAAGUUGUCUGUAUGGUACCUGCUGCCUCGGUGGAACUAGCUACUCCAUCGGCUUCUUAAGAUUCUGCAAACAGGCGACUCUCCAGUUCUGCGUUGUCAAACCCAUCAUGGCCGUCAUCACCAUCAUCCUGCAGGCCUUUGGCAAAUAUCACGAUGGAGAUUUUAACAUAAAUGGAGGAUACCUAUACAUCACAAUCAUCUACAACUUCUCAGUCAGCCUGUCUCUCUACGCUCUCUUCCUCUUCUUCUUCGCAACAAGUGACCUGCUCAGGCCGUAUGAACCAGUGCUAAAAUUCCUCACCAUCAAAUCUGUCAUCUUCUUAUCCUUCUGGCAAGGAAUGGUCCUUGCCAUCCUGGAGCGCUGCGGCGUCAUACCCAACGCACUCUUCAUCGAAGGACAAGAGGUUGGCGCCGGCACCGUGUCAGCAGGCUGGCAGAACUUCAUCAUCUGCAUCGAAAUGUUCUUUGCUGCUAUUGCCCUCCGAUACGCCUUCACCUGCACCGUCUACCAGGAAAAAAAGAAUGAAGUGCCAGAUAACCUCCCUACAAUGCACAGCAUCUCCAGCGGUCUGAAGGAGACCAUGAAUCCGGGAGACAUGGUUCAGGAUGCCAUCCACAACUUCUCCCCAGCCUAUCAGCAGUACACCAUGCAGUCCACACAGGAGGUGGUCCAGCCCAGCGCAAAUGGGAAAGUGGCCACGGGCAACAAGAGCUCCCGCAAGUCUGACAAGAUCAUGCUGAUCACCUCUGAUGAUGAGUUAUAGGCGUUCUUCCAGCAAGAUGUUUGUGCCCUUGCCACCCCCGUCUCUGACCCCCCUGGGGAAAUGGCUGUGUCGCAUAUCGCACAGAGCUGGAUUGAAUCCAGGUGUUUAAUUUUCAUUAUCCCAGUAUUUAAGAUGGACUGCUCGCCUCUGUCCGGUUUUAAUGAAUAAUUUAAGCACCAAGAGGAGGAUGGAAUUAAUAGUAGUUUUUAAAAUUGAUAGCCAAUGACCAGAGAAGUGACCCGUCCUCAUCUCAGCAGUAAUAUUGCCGUGUCACCUUCACUGUAUCGGAGACAUCUGGAGCUGUGAAUUUUCUUCAAAUCAAGCUGCUGGAUGUUCAGCGGCGUCCCUGAUCCUGAUUCUGUUUCGUUCAUUGUGUCGGUGCUCGCUCUCUGGCCGUCUGAUGUGCGUUCCCUCUGAUUCAUGUCAGUUUCAAAGAGGAGAUGAUUAAUAUGUGACUCCAGGAGGAGAAGAAGGGAAGCCAGCGAUGGCAGGGAAUGACACUUUAUGGACCAUCUCUCGCAUCCGCUCGUUUGAAGUAUUUGCUGAGCAUUCCUCUGCAUGGUUUCCUGACAAAUGGAAAGAUUUGUUCAGAGACACUUUAGUUUUGGAGCAGGCACUUCAAACUGCAGACUAUAGCACUUCACAAUCCUUUGUAUCUACCAUAGCAUGGACAAAUUGGAUAAACCUGUCUCCUACGAAGUGGGAGUUGUAUUCUUCUCAUUAAUUUUCCCAGCAUGCUAAAGAGUUUAAUUCUGUGCAACUAGACAGCCUUCAACAGACGCUCGCAAUUAGUUGUUUUGCAGCUUCUGCAUUAUUGUAAAUGUGUUUAUGUUGGACGUGUUCACAUCACCAUUCACGUUAUAAUUCCAUGUUGCAGAGAUUAUGAAAUAUGUCCAGAAUUUGAUUGGUGUAAUUUAUGGUGUUUAAAUAUGUUCUAUUUGUUGUUUGGAUUUUGAAUUGGGAAUAUUUUAAUGUAUUUUAAUGUGUUUAGUUCAGGCGUAGUCGGACCAAACCAAAUUCUGUGUGGAGGGAAAAGAGAAACAUAAACAAAACUGUGUGCUUUGAGAGACUUUGUAGUUUCCUCUAGAGCUGCAACAAUUAAUCGAUUAGUUUUCAACUAUUAAAUUAAUCGGCAACUAUUUUGAUAAUCGAUUAAUUGGUUUGAG
Messenger RNA from Sebastes umbrosus (honeycomb rockfish), 2859 nucleotides. RefSeq names its product transmembrane protein 184a (gene tmem184a). The transcript has 9 exons. Gene Ontology annotation, cellular component: early endosome membrane. Lineage: Eukaryota; Metazoa; Chordata; Actinopteri; Perciformes; Sebastidae. Gene Ontology annotation, molecular function: transporter activity. The coding region runs from base 449 to 1693 and encodes 414 amino acids. Gene Ontology annotation, biological process: transport. The record is from RefSeq and is a predicted model, not a curated record.